UCUUCUACAAUUGUAGGUGCUGAGGCUUCGCAGUGGGUCCAUGAUGCUCAAGAAGACCCCACUACCUAUACACCUCCUGGCUCCCCAAUUGCUAGUUCCUCUCCCCUCUCUUCCUCUCUCCCCUCUGGCUCCACAACUGAAUGCCCUAAGCCUGCUGCACCGAAACACCUGAAGAGGAGACGUCCUUGUCCUGUGCCUGAGUGCAAUGGAGCACUGCACCUGAAUAUGUGGAACCAUAUCUUCCAGACGCACAAGGCAAAGGGGAAGUAUUCCAUGGACGAACUGCGGAAGUUCAUGGAGAUUUCCAAGCUCCAAAAUCCGAGGACAAGGACAUCAACCAAACAAGCUCCCGGCCCGAUAGAGAAAACUGAGACGGUGAAACAGGAAGAAGAUGGCUCUGUCACAAUCACCAGAGUUGACAUUAAGCCAAAGUCAUCGGGCCGGGAGCGCUUUGGAUCAGGGACAAAGAACUGGAGCAAGUUUGAUGAAGACACGCCUGUCCUUAAACGAUUCUCAAGCUACCUGCAGAGCGUGGAGGGAGGCACCAAAAACCCCAAAGCUGCACAGCAGGAGGUUGUUGACUUGUCCAAGUUCCUCUAUCUUGCCGAUGAGAAGGAGUGUGACAUCAACCAUGUUACAACCAUGUCCCACAUCGUGGACUAUCUCAACAAGUUGAGGCAGAGUGGGGUUGGCCCAUCAGGGCAGGUGACUAAACUAACAACAAUCCUUGAUGCGACGAAGAUGAUCAUAUCUAGGGUGCCGGAUGACGGAGGCAACGAGAAGACGAAGGAACUGGUUGUGCGAGCA
This is a messenger RNA of Geodia barretti, 807 nucleotides long. The record is from the annotation of a GenBank genome assembly. Lineage: Eukaryota; Metazoa; Porifera; Demospongiae; Tetractinellida; Geodiidae.